Messenger RNA from Zophobas morio, 692 nucleotides. RefSeq lists its product as uncharacterized. Lineage: Eukaryota; Metazoa; Arthropoda; Insecta; Coleoptera; Tenebrionidae. The transcript has 3 exons. Bases 93 to 530 code for a protein of 145 amino acids. The record is from RefSeq and is a predicted model, not a curated record.
CUCAGUGUUUUGGUGCAGUGUCACAUUUGUCAUCGUUAGAGGGUGUGGUUAUGUUAUCAUAGCAAUUGAUUUUUAGCAAAAUUAAACCAACCAUGACGAAUAUCGCUAUCUUAUCAUCAUUCCUCAUCACUUUAAUAUCAGUAGAAGUGGUGUUGUCGCUUGAGUGCUAUGUUUGCGACCGACAAGAAGACAAUUUGGGCAAAUGUGCACAAACAAUACGAACAUGUGAACCUGGACAGGAUGUGUGUUUGACUGAAAUUAGUUGGGGUAGCACUCCGUACUGGCAGCAGGGUGCUUUGAAGCAAUAUUACAUAUCAAAGAACUGUUCAACGAAAGAGUACUGUGCAAAAUAUCGUAGGGAUAAUAUGCCCUUGUGCACGCACAUUUGGUAUCAAGAUUGGAAGUGUUCUGAGUGUUGUAAGGGUGACAGGUGCAACUAUUACAUAAUUUCUGGCGCAAACAAAAUUGGAGGUCUGAGGAAUGUACUUUUCGUUAGUGUUGUUCUCAGUAUUAUUUACAAGAUUUUAUGAAGAAUUUGAAAUCAGCAUUGCUGGUGUGCCUUUACAAUUACGACUUUUUUUUACAUUUUUUUUAUGGAAACAAUCCGUCCACAUUGUUGUUAAACAGUUAAAACUUAUUUUAAUUUUUAUAUUACUGAUAGUUGUAAGUUUUAAUACAUUGAUAGUUUUUUA